AUGGAUCAUGCAGAGUAUUUUGCAACAACACCUGCACCCUGCAACUUGCAAGACGUAGCUCAGCGCACAAGAGAUUUUGUAGCUUACAAUAGCAGUUUGAAUCGAAGAGUGGUGUUGGUAUCUUCGGGAGGAACCACAGUUCCACUAGAGAACCAGACAGUAAGGUUUCUGGACAACUUUAGUGCUGGCACUCGAGGCGCAACAUCAGCUGAAUACUUUAUUCAAGCCGGUUAUGCCGUCCUUUUUCUACAUCGACAGUUUAGUCUAGAGCCAUAUACUCGCCAUUACACUCAUGCCAAAAACUGCUUUUUAGAUUUCCUCACUGCUGACCCGGAUGGGCAUCUGAGAGUGGUUGAUCAGCACCAGUCAGAGAUUGCAUCCGCUCUAGUCAAGUAUCAGGAUGCAAACAAAAACUGCAAGUUGCUCAAGAUUGGGUUUGUGACCGUGCACGAUUACCUCUUUUACUUGCGUCAGAUUACUAUGGAAAUGUCCACUUUGGGAUGUUAUGGAAUGUAUUAUCUGGCUGCAGCUGUGAGCGAUUAUUACAUCCCUCAUAGCAAAAUGAUUGAGCACAAAAUUCAAUCGGCUGAUGGUGCCUUGAGUUUGCAAUUAGAGCAAGUACCAAAGGUGAUCAAGCCACUUGUGCAUGAAUGGGCCGAGCAUGGAUUCAUUGUGUCGUUCAAGCUCGAAACAGAUGAAUCUUUUCUGAUACCCAAAUCUCGUAAAGCGCUUGAGCGCUAUGGUCACCAGCUCGUUAUCGCCAACAUGCUUCAUACUCGCAAGCAUGUUGUGCAUUUGAUCCAUUCAAAUGCAAACGAGGAUAUUAGACUGACUGAGCAAGAAAUCAAAGACAAUGUCGAGAUUGAAUCUCACAUUAUUUCUCAUUUGAUGAAGCUACAUGACAAGUGGAUUGUUGAAUCCAUAAACAUCAAAUAG
This is a messenger RNA of Batrachochytrium dendrobatidis JAM81, 936 nucleotides long. RefSeq names its product phosphopantothenate--cysteine ligase CAB2. Gene Ontology annotation, molecular function: phosphopantothenate--cysteine ligase activity. Bases 1 to 936 code for a protein of 311 amino acids. The record is from RefSeq and is a predicted model, not a curated record. Gene Ontology annotation, cellular component: cytoplasm; nucleus. Lineage: Eukaryota; Fungi; Chytridiomycota; Chytridiomycetes; Rhizophydiales. The transcript is spliced from 4 exons. Gene Ontology annotation, biological process: coenzyme A biosynthetic process.